GCCGUAUGAGGCAGUGGGGCACCUGUACGGCGGCCGCAUCCUCCGCAUCGUGAGGGGUCUGAGAACCAGCUAUGGCUGCCAAAGAUCAUCCAUCACUGUGGGGCUUUGGAACAACAAAAACAUUCAAAAUUCCCAUUGAACACUUGGAUUUCAAGUAUAUUGAAAAGUGUUCAGACGUUAAACACUUGGAAAAAAUUCUUUGUGUGCUUAGGUCUGGUGAGGAAGGAUAUUAUCCUGAACUUACAGAAUUUUGUGAAAAGCGCCUUAAAGCAUUGGCUCCUCAAAGUAGAGCUUUGAGGAAAGAUAAACCUGCAGCGACAGCAUCCAGUUUCACAGCAGGAGAAUGGGAAAAGAUCGAUGGUGAUAUAAAGAGUUGGGUAUCAGAAAUUAAAAAGGAAGAAAAUAAAAUACACUCUCAUGAAACUGGAACGUUUCCAGAAAAGGAAGAAAAUCUGCCUCCAGUUCGUGGUUCAAACAGCUGUCUUCGUGUUGCCAAAGAAAAAUGUUCUAAAGGUAGACCAGCUAAAAAGAACAUUCCAAGGGAUUAUGCAGAGUGGGAUAAAUUUGAUGUGGAAAAGGAAUGUUCAAAAAUUGAUGAAGAUGGCAAAGAAAAACCUCUGGUAAACAACAAGGGACAUUUGUCUAAAAUUGAGACAAGAUUAGACACAGCAGGUCUAACUGAGAAGGAAAAGGAUUUCCUUGCUACUCGUGAAAAGGAAAAAGGAAAUGAAGCUUUCAACUCAGGAGAUUACGAAGAAGCUGUGAAAUAUUACACAAGGAGCCUAUCGGUGCUUCCCACCGUAGUGGCCUAUAAUAACCGAGCUCAAGCAGAACUCAAACUCCAGAACUGGAACAGUGCUUUUCAGGAUUGUGAAAAGGUCUUGGAGUUAGAACCUGGAAACGUAAAGGCUCUUCUGCGCCGUGCCACUACAUAUAAACAUCAAAACAAACUCCCAGAAGCAGUAGAAGAUUUGAGUAAAGUACUGGAUAUUGAGCCUGAUAAUGAGUUGGCCAAAAAAGCCUUGUCAGAGGUUGAAAGAGAUCUGAAAAACUCUGCAGCUGCAUCUAAGACUCAAACCAAGGGGAAAAGGAUGGUGAUUCAGGAAGUGGAGAACUCGGAGGAUGAAAAUGGAAAGGACAGUGAAAGAAGACAUGAAGAUGGCAGUGGAGAUAAGAAGACUGCGGAGCCGGCGGGAGCCGCGCUUGCCCCAGAGCCGCGCGCCAUGGGCAACAUCCAGAAGAAGCUGACGGGCAAAAGCGAGGCCGGCAAGCGGCCGGAGAAGGGCGCGCCGCGGCGGAGUCGCACGCUAGGGGCCGGCUCGGACAAGCGGGGCCGCCCGCGGGCCCCGGCGACCGCGGCCGGCGCCAAUGGGCACCCGGGCGGCGGCAGGGGCUCCCGGGGACCGGUCCGGGCCGACGCGUCCCCUGGGCCCUGCGCGUCGCCUCCCGCCCCCGCCUCCCCGGGCGGCCCAUCCGGCCUGAAGUGUCAGGGCAACGAGCUGUUCAAAACCGGACAGUUCGCCGAGGCGGCGCGCAAGUACUCGGCGGCGAUAGCGCAGCUGGAGCCAGCAGGAAGUGGAAGUGCAGAUGAUCUAAGUAUCUUAUAUUCAAAUAGAGCAGCAUGUUACCUAAAGGAAGGAAACUGCAGUGGCUGCAUUCAAGACUGUAACAGGGCUCUGGAACUUCAUCCAUUCUCAGUUAAACCUCUUCUUCGACGAGCAAUGGCAUAUGAAACUUUAGAGCAGUAUCAGAAAGCUUAUGUGGAUUAUAAAACAGUGUUGCAAAUAGACUGCGGAAUCCAGAUAGCAAAUGACAGUAUUAACAGAAUAACAAGAAUUUUAAUGGAUCUGGAUGGACCACGCUGGCGGGAGAAGCUGUCACCCAUACCCUCUGUGCCUGCUUCUGCGCAGUUGCGAGCGUGGCGGCCUGCAGCAGAGAGGCCCCCGGCCCAAGUCGGGGGUUCCUGCAGACACCACCAGCCGGGCAUCCCAGAUGAAAAAAUGUUUACAACCCUUAAAGAAGAAGGAAAUCAAUGUGUAAAAGACAAAAACUAUAAAGAUGCUCUUAGUAAAUACAGUGAAUGCUUAAAUAUUAACAAUAAGGAGUGUGCCAUUUAUACAAACAGAGCUCUGUGUUACUUGAAGCUGUGCCAGUUUGAAGAGGCAAAGCAAGACUGUGAUCAGGCGCUUCAGAUAGAUAACGGGAACGUGAAAGCGUACUAUAGACGAGCUCUGGCUCAUAAAGGACUCCAGGAUUAUGAGAAAAGCAUAAAUGAUCUCAAUAAAGUUCUCCUGCUAGACUCAAAUAUUGUCGAGGCAAAGACGGAACUGGAAGAGGUAACCAGAUUCCUUAAUGUGAAGGAUAAAACAGCAUCGUUCAGCAAAGAAAAGGAGAGAAGGAAAAUUGAGAUUCAAGAGGUGAACGACAGCCGCGACGAGCUGGAGGGGCCCCCUGAGGAGGUGAGCUCCGGCCGCCAUGCUUUGGACAAGGGCGACACCAGCCGCGGGCCGCCGGGGUACCGUGAGAAGCUGCCCGUCACCAAGCCCAACAACGCCUAUGAAUUUGGCCAGGUUGUAAAUGCUGUCAGUUCCAGGAAAGAUGAAGAGGCCUGCGCACAUCUUUUAGCCAUGACUGAACCGAAAGAUUUGCCAGCGUUGUUGAGUAACAAACUGGACGGGGAUAUGUUCUUCUUCCUCAUUCAGUCUCUGAAAAAUGAGCUUCUUGAUAAAGAUCCCUCACUGGUGUAUCAGCAUCUUCUAUAUCUGAGUAAAGCAGAGAGGUUUAAGAUGAUGUUGACACUAAUUAGCAAGGGCCAGAAGGAACAACUUGAACAGCUUAUCGAUGCCCUCUCAGAUACCGCAAACGAACCUUUCACUUUAGAAGACAUCCAGGCCCUGAAAAGGCAGUAUGAGCUGUAAAUCCCAAUUACUGUUUGGUUUCCUCCAUGCUGUACGGGUUCUAGUAAUGCUGGUGAGACGGUCCUGUGAUGCAGCAGCACAGAAAAAACCUUGCUUGGAAAAGACCCCUGGGCCUGGACUAUAAAUAUUUUACUUAUUUUUAUACAUAGAACAUGUAUAGUCUACAGUCUGCUUUAUAUUAGUUGUAAAUAUUUUCUUAUGUACCAGAGCUAACAUCUUUAUAUUUCAUAAGUAUAUUUGGAACUUUUAAGAUGCAUUUUAAUUUAUAUCAUACAUUGUCUUUUAAUAACUUGUUAAAAAUUUGAGUUAAAUUACAUUUCUUUGGACUUUGAAGGAGUCCACUUAAGUUUGACAGAUAUGUAUUCCUUUAAAAUGAAUCUUAAUAAGUGAAAGUCAUUAACAGUGGUUACUAUAUCACCUUUACUUCCUGCUAACAUAUGUAAAUCCCAUUUUAUACUACUUGUGCAUUAUAGUCUGCUAAGACAAAAUGCAGUACUUAAAUCCACAAUGUGAAAUGGUUAUUAAAUAAAUUGUGAUGAUCCAUUUAGAGCUGUAAGAGGAACUUAUUUUUUCUAAUAUGGAACAUUGCCUAAUAAUUAACAAAAAUUGCCAAAAAUGUCUACCAUUUUUUACUAGACUUUUGAAAAGCUACUUUCCCUUAUAAAUGGCUUAUAUAAGUGGUAACAAAACAAUAUAUAUAAAAGCAAACUAAGCCUUUAUUUGUUUGAAUUGUCAUACCCAUAUUUUCCUAAAUAUUCAAAUGCCUUAUUCCCCACUUUUUAUGCCUGUUUUAAGUAUGACCAUAUUUAUUCCCUUAAUAUAAAAGGGAAAGUAAAGAAUUCAUCAUAUUGAAGCUCCUUUGUAAUUGAGUUAGAGAGAAGGCAUUUCUUAAGAUACUUGGGUUCCUAUCAGUAUACUAUCACAUUUAUUCCUUUAGUCUUUAGUCAAUUCUCUUUUUCUGGAGCAUUUUCUUAUUCUUUAGAAGUGAAGAUGAAAGAUGAAUAUGACUUUUAUUAUUUUAAUUCUUAUUGUUUUAUCUAAUUUUUAAAAUAAUUUUAGAAUAUUUUAAAUAUCAUUGUGGGUAAAUGGUACCUUUCAAAGUAUGCCAUUUUUCUUUUAAAUUCUUCUUUGUUCAUAAAUGAAAAUCAGCUGUAAUAGUAUUUAAUUCUAGUCUGCCAGCAAACAAAAUAGUUUUG
Messenger RNA from Phyllostomus hastatus (greater spear-nosed bat), 4114 nucleotides. It is a transcript of the gene SPAG1, whose product is annotated as sperm associated antigen 1. The coding region runs from base 72 to 2918 and encodes 948 amino acids. The transcript is spliced from 19 exons. Gene Ontology annotation, molecular function: heat shock protein binding. Gene Ontology annotation, cellular component: mitochondrion; cytosol. The record is from RefSeq and is a predicted model, not a curated record. Lineage: Eukaryota; Metazoa; Chordata; Mammalia; Chiroptera; Phyllostomidae.